AUGACUCCACCUUCCUUCCACUCGGACUCGGAUUCUGGAGACAUCGAGUGCGACGAUGUGCAUGACCUCAUGCUGGAAGAUGCCGAGGUUGAUGAUGCCGAAGAUCUGCUGUUCAUACCCAUCGAACCUCCAUCGGCAAAUGCAUCGGCCAAUCCUGAGUACAAAAAGUAUGUGGCUCAGCUCCAGCUGCGCAGCUAUGAGCAGGAGCAUGAAAUCAAACGUCUGCGGCUCGAGCUUGCUAAGAUGAAGUCUACAAUCCCAAAGGGAUGUAGCAAGGUAACUAAAGCUGCCCAGAAUGCUCCCAAAGGGCUCAUCAAGCUUCAGAGCACAAUACACAAAUACGCCGCCAUUGCCUUCUUCUGCUAUCAUCCGUGGGUUGAUCAAGAAGCAUUUGACAUCAAAUCACCCCUGAGUCCGUUCGACCGCAAGAAUCCUGUGCACUGGAACAUGGACAAGGGAGAGUUUAAAGAUCACAGGACGAAGGUGUUGGUGCACGCAUCAGAGCUCUUUGAAGUUGUCGGACGCAGAAGCCCACUUUUUCUGUAUAUGGGUCAGUGGCAUGUCACCUGUUGCACACAGCGGAAUUACUUCACCAAUCACAUUAAGGAAUCGCUCAUUAAAUACACGCCAGACCAUGAACGUAUCUUCAAGCUCAGUCCUAUGGAGCGCAAGACAGACUCUGAGGCCAUCAUGCUGCGCGGUUCAAAGAAGGAGCACUUCCCUCCGUGCUACUACCCUGAUGGAGACUAG
This is a messenger RNA of Phanerochaete carnosa HHB-10118-sp, 750 nucleotides long. RefSeq lists its product as uncharacterized. NCBI's taxonomy places the organism in Eukaryota, Fungi, Basidiomycota, Agaricomycetes, Polyporales, Phanerochaetaceae. The coding region runs from base 1 to 750 and encodes 249 amino acids. The record is from RefSeq and is a predicted model, not a curated record. The transcript has 3 exons.